Messenger RNA from Hibiscus syriacus, 2390 nucleotides. RefSeq names its product zinc finger CCCH domain-containing protein 5-like. Gene Ontology annotation, cellular component: spliceosomal complex; U2AF complex. Gene Ontology annotation, molecular function: pre-mRNA 3'-splice site binding; metal ion binding. The transcript is spliced from 9 exons. Gene Ontology annotation, biological process: mRNA splicing, via spliceosome. The record is from RefSeq and is a predicted model, not a curated record. Lineage: Eukaryota; Viridiplantae; Streptophyta; Magnoliopsida; Malvales; Malvaceae. The coding region runs from base 35 to 2161 and encodes 708 amino acids.
AACAGAGGCAGGGGAACAACUGUUAACAAUAACAAUGGGUGAAGCCGAAAUUGAAACUGAAACUGAAGCUGAAGCAGCAGCAACUUCGGUACAAGAGGAAGGAGGAGGGAGAAUAGAGAAUCAUCCAAUCGAGAAAAAAAGCAGAAAAGAAAAGAGGAAAGAAUGGAAGAAGAUGAAGAGGAAGCAGUGGAGGAAGGAGGCAGCGGAGAAGGAGAGGGAGGCGGAAGAGGCCAGGCUCAACGACCCCGAGGAGCAAAAAAGGAUUGCCAGAGAGGAGGAGGAGGAGCGAAAGAGGAGCGAUAUGGCAUUGAAGGAGUUCCGAGAGAGAGAGAGAGCGUGGAUCCAGGCUAUGGAGAUUAAGAGAAAAGCUCAACAAGACGAGGAAGAAGAGGAGAGGCGAAAGAAUGAUCUAAAGGAGGAUGACAACGAAGAACAGCAGCAACAGGUUUGCGAAGAGAUGGAUGAUGAUUGGGAAUAUGUAGAAGAAGGGCCUGCUGAAAUUAUCUGGCAAGGAAAUGAGAUCACUAUUAGGAAAAAGAAAAUUAGGGUUCCAAAAGGAGAAGCAAAUCAAAAGAGUAAAGCUGAGGAUGCUGAUAGGCCUACAUCAAAUCCUCUUCCUCCACAAUCUGAAGCCUUUUCAGACUACCUGAAUGCAUCAUCAGCACAACUGGUGCUAGAGAGUGUUGCCAAAGAAGUACCUAACUUUGGAACUGAACAGGAUAAAGCUCAUUGUCCUUUCCACUUAAAGACUGGAACUUGUCGAUUUGGUCAGCGCUGCAGUAGAGUUCAUUUUUACCCUGAUAAAUCAUGCACACUGCUCAUGAGGAACAUGUACAAUGGUCCUGGCCUUGCAUUGGAGCAAGACGAGGGACUUGAGUAUACAGAUGAAGAGGUUGAACAGUGUUAUGAAGAAUUUUAUGAGGAUGUGCACACAGAGUUCUUAAAAUUUGGGGAAAUUGUAAAUUUUAAGGUGUGUAAAAACGGUUCAUUCCACUUGAGGGGAAAUGUUUACGUGCAAUAUAAGUCACUAGAAUCAGCUGUCCUUGCUUAUGACUCUAUCAAUGGGAGAUACUUUGCUGGCAAACAGGUAAAAUGUGAGUUUGUCAACAUUACCAGAUGGAAGGUUGCCAUUUGUGGAGAAUUUAUGAAGUCAAGAUUGGAGACAUGUUCUCGCGGAACUGCCUGCAAUUUUAUCCACUGUUUCCGGAACCCUGGUGGAGACUAUGAAUGGGCAGAUUGGGACAAACCACCCCCAAGAUAUUGGUUGAAAAAGAUGGCGGCUCUAUUUGGUUAUGCUGUUGAGGCUGAGUUUGAGAUGCAGAUAGAGCUAGAGAAUUCAGGGCAUUCAAGGAACCCUAACCGGAAGGAAAAAUCAGAUGAUGAUAGGCACCGCUCCAGAAGAUCAAAAUCUAGGGAAAGGGGCAAGAACAAUGACAGAAAACAAAGUAAAGGUUUAGAUGGAAGAUGUGAUCGACAAAGCACAAGUUCAAAACUGGAACAAAGCAGUGAGAGAAUCCCUGAUACCACUUCUGAUGCAGGUUAUUCAGAUAGUGACAUAGAUUGCACUAGAGAUACCGAUCAAAUUAGAUGUCAUCAUCGUGCUAAGAAAAGGACAAAAUGGCAGAGUGAUUCACCAGAAUUCAUGGCUGAUAGGAACAGAGAUGAGGACAGAGAACAUCUCCAUUGUCAGACCAAGAAAAGGAGAAGGCAUCGGAGUAAAGGGGAAUAUCGAGAUGACCAUGGAGACAGUCGUGUCCAAACUCAAGAAGAUGAUGGAGAUCGGUUGGAUGGAGACAGAGACAGAGACAGCGAAACACACCACAGCCGAAGCAAAAGCUCAAGUCACCAUAGCAAGAACAAAACUCACGUUGCAGAUUCACAUGUAAAGCACUUGAGUAGAGUCAGUGACGGAGAAAGCCAUCAUCAUAAUAGAUGGAAAAGCUCAGGAAACCUGGACGAAGUCAUUGGACUCGACGAUUGUGGAAAUCCUGUCGAAUGUUCUGAGCGCUCAGAUAAAAAAGAUAUAAAAAGACACAGACAUUCGAGGCACAGGUAUGAGGAGACUGAUUCUUCUGAAGACCGGGAGGUGAAAUAUCAUGCAAGGCAUAGAUCACAUGGUCACAAAAGGCCUGAUGAGAAAAAGCGCGGUAGGGAUACUUAAAUUCUAGCACCCAUGAAUUAGCUAUAGGAUCUAAGCUGCAGUUCUCUGUCUUUGUGCACAAUUGGAAUGAUGUGACAGCUUGCUUAGGAACACAUAGCACAGUGGAAGCAAUGUAGAAAGGGGGCAGAGGGACUUAAAACUAUACUAGAACUGGCAUCCUAUUCAAUAUGUUCUGCUUUUCUCCUUUGACUUGGUUUGUGCAACACCUCAAUUUUACCCUUAGCAACUU